Molecule: messenger RNA, 2640 nt
Organism: Didymodactylos carnosus
Lineage: Eukaryota; Metazoa; Rotifera; Eurotatoria; Philodinida; Philodinidae
Source: the annotation of a GenBank genome assembly
AUGGAUGUGUUAGCUGACACUCGUCGGCAUACGGCACGUAAAAGUACCGUAACACGUCUAUUACAAAUUAAAUCGUCUCCCACUCAUCCUCCACCGCUUAACCAUUGUGAAAAUGUCAUUCAAGUCGAAACAACAACAAAAUCUUCGGCCUAUAUCAAUAAUAAUUCGGUUUCUUCUUCAUCUUUAAACAGUCAUCAGCAUUUAUCUCAAGUUGUCGGAGAUGAAAUGAAACUAUCUCUUUAUAAUCCUAAUUCUCAAAGACCUGUGUCAGAUGAAUGUCCAUCAUCAAUAUUUGAAACAUUGGACUCAUCAUCAGCAAUUCUGGAAAUAAAAAAGGAACAGGUUGAUGCGAAUGAUCAACAAAUAAAACCAAUGAUCAUUAUUCCGGAUAAUGAUAUUGAAGAAGUUGAAGAUUCAGCUAAUAAUCUAUUUGGUUCAACACAAGUUGUUCAUCCUCGACAUUCAGAAACAAAUGUGUCUUCACCACACGUCAGAAAAGACUCAGUUAAUAAUCCAUUUAAUAGUUCGGCUGUAUGUGAUGAUAUUAUGGAAAAUUUGAAGUUACAAACAGAGCAGCAAAUUGGGCACGACAAGAGUGAUAAUGCUUAUCGUGUGAAAUCAACAACAACAGCAAGAAUAUCUGUAGAUACCCAACGGACAUCAUCAACUAUUAACAGCAAUUUAUUACCUGAUUAUCGCCAUUCUUAUUCAACAGAUUCAACUAAUAGUGGAACAGUUGUUCCGCCACCGACGCUCAGUGCUUGUUUUGAUGAUAAUUUAAAAUCCUCUCAAAUAGUUCGAAAAGGGAAAAUUACAAAAGAACCACAUCAGCAAGAUAACGAAAUGGAACAUCAGUUCCAGAAUACUUUUGAACAACGGCAAUCUAGAACUGAAAUACCUGUUGGUGAAUCGGAAGUUGUGAAAAUGGAUCAAGAUGAAAUAGGUGUGAGUUCAAGUGGUAAAGGUAUAGCAAAUGAUGAACAAUCGUCGAAUGGGAAUGAUUUGAAUUUAUUCACUAAAUCUGUAUUAGCAUCAGAUGCUCAACGACGUCGAGAAGAUGAUGUUUGUCCAAUGGAAAGCGAAACGUCAGUUCCAUUAGCACUUCCGAAUAACUCUAUUGUAGAAAUCAGUGGUACACGACCUAUAUAUCCUUCCGUUCGUCAAUCAGUUACGGUCAUUGAUGAUGAUAUUGUUGAAAUAGCAACGACACCAGCAAUACCACACCGUUCGAAUUAUCAAAACGUCAUUUUAGUUCGAGAAGAUAUUAUGAAUAUGACAACAACCUCCAAUCAUCAUUUGUCGUCCUGUUGUACAUGUCGAUGUCAUCCUAUUCGUCAGUCGUCAGAUGAUGAUUUUCAUUUAUUUGAACAAGCUCUUAACGCUCAACGCCAACAACAACAAACAUUGUCAGUAAAUGAUAGACUAAUUAAAUUUCUAAAAGAACAACAAAAAGAGUUUCAACAAAAACCACCUCAGCAUCAACAAGCAAAAGAACAUAGAUCACAACAAACAAUCACAGUCGAUAUAAAAGAAAUGGGAAUUCAAACUGAGAAACAUCCCCAAACAGUGCAACAAGUACAACAAAGACAAAUUACUCAAGCUAUCAUUCCUCCAUCUCUUGUUGUCACGUCAUCUGCAUCCAAUCCUUUAAUUCCGCCACAACUAAAACAACAUACCUUACAAACGGCAGUUCGUCCACAUAACCCAUUUAGUAUCACCGCAGUAUCCACGUCAAUUCUUUCAGCAGGUCCAAUUCUUCCCGCUACACUUCAUCAUCGACCAACACUCCUGUCAAGGACUCCGUUUUUACAACCAAUUUUACCACAUCCUCCGACACCCCCAGUACCUCUUCCCUCAAAUGUUGCUGCAUUAUUACCUGAAGCAUCUGUAUCGCCGGCACAAACGGUACCUUCUCAACAUCAAUAUCCAACGUCUGCUCCUAUACAGCAGCAACAACAACAACAACAACAACAACGGCAAUCACAAGUAACAGAAAUUGAUUUGACAAAUGACGAUGAUGAUCGACCAUCAUCAAUGUCACAAACAACAAUACGACCUCAAAUACCUCAAACUGCUUCUAUACCUCCACCACCAAAUCGUACACGUGGUGGUAACCGAAAUUUUCGUGCAAAUAUUAUACAAACUGGUCAGGUGAGUUUUCCGAUCCGUCCACUACCUGAGCAUCAACCAUUUGACACAACCAUUGCUCGUCCAAAAUUAACGAUUGCGCAUGAAAAUUCAACUGUUCGUCUUCAUUGGAAUUUGCAAAAUACAUCUCAGGAAUCAAUUCGUGAAUAUCAAAUAUUUGCAUACAAAUACAAUGUUAAUUCAACAGUUAGCGACUGGAAACAGAUUGGAAGUGUUCGAAGUAUGCGUUUACCGAUGGCUGUUACAUUGAAAGAAUUUCAAUCAAAUAGCCAUUAUGCAUUUGCUGUACGAGCCAUCUCAAUGUCAAAUAUAGUUGGUCAAUUUUGCGAACCAAAAACAAUUUUUACUGGUAUUCCGCCAAAUCCACUACCUCUACAAACAUCACACAUUCAGAAUGUUCCCAUUUCAAACGGAGUCGGCGUAAGUCCAGUAACAAUUGAUGCUUUUUCUAUUAACAAACAACAUUGUAUAUUAAUACCAUUAUGCACAUAA